AUGUGGUAAGAAAAAGUCUGUGAUUCUUUUCUUGUUUUAUAUAUGUGAUCGCUAUUGCAGUUGCAAUGACUGCAUAGUGGCCAAUAAUGCAAAACUGUUUGCUCCAAGAUUGCUGUUGCUGUCAACUUUCAGUGAGAUUCACAAUUUUCAGCAUAUAGUACAACAUCAUCUCCCACUUUAAAUCAUGAUGCUAAUGAUUCACCAUCACAAGAUUCGAGUCAGUGUCAGCAAUCUUCAGAUGUAUUUUCUUCUAUGAAAGCAGUUCAAGGAAAAAAGACCAGUGCCCAAAUUACAAAACAGUUAGUACAAGAAACUCUUAUUGAUGAAGGACUACGUGUAGUUAAAGAAUUGGCUAAUCAAAUUAGAGACGAUACCAAUAUUCAUAUUCCUCCUCCCAAACCAGAAGGUCGUCCUCGCGGUAGACCACCAAAAUUAGACAGGGAUUAUUCAAUAUCCACAGCUUCAGCAACAAAUGCUAUUCAUACUCCCACUUCUUGCAGUGCAUCAAUGCCUGCUACUGGCUUAGUCAGUAGUGGUCCUCCAACACCAUCAGCUCAGAACGGUCGAAGUCCAAUGUCUGUAAAUGGGCCAUCAGAAAAUAACAGUGCCUCUCACGUGGACAUAAUGACAGUGCCCAUCACAAAUGGCACCAGUGGCCUUCAACAUGGUACAGGCAAUAGUGAUAAAUCUAAUGAUAAUUCACAAAGUGAUACAAAUAAGGGAUCUGAAAACAGUUUAAAUGCACUCUUAGCUUUUUCUCAAAAGGGAUUAAUAAAACAAGAACCACCAUCACCAACCAUUGGUUUUAAAAUGGAAUAAAUCAUUUUUUCACUUUAUAGAAAAGCCACUUUGCAAUUAUAGUCAAUAAAAUAAUACAAACAGCUGUUGCAGUUGGUGUUCCCUCUGUUUUUGUUUGUUGCAAGUUGAAGAAAAUUGCACAGUUGAGUGAUAUUGAAUCCUGCAGCCUUUGUGUCUACAGCUUUUCACCUUCAUCAAUAUUCUUACAUCGGAUCCCAUAUUAUUUUAGUUGUUUGUGCAGUGUCUGCAAACAUUGUGUACAUGCUAUUCAUUCCAUAAUUGAAGUCAUAAAAUGUAGAGUUCAUGUGCAAUUUCUAAGCUUUUUAGUGAAUCAGAUUACAAUGAUUACAAUAUGACUGAGACCACAAAUGUGGUAAGAAAAAGUCUGUGAUUCUUUUCUUGUUUUAUAUAUGUGAUCGCUAUUGCAGUUGCAAUGACUGCAUAGUGGCCAAUAAUGCAAAACUGUUUGCUCCAAGAUUGCUGUUGCUGUCAACUUUCAGUGAGGUUUGUGAAUUUUAAUUUAAAUGUUUACUUUUUUUAAUGAUAAAUCCAUUAUACAAGAUAAAACAAUAGAUACAUUUUUUGAUCCAUCUGCAUAAUCUGUGUUAUCAGAAGCUUAAAACUUUUUUCUGCAGAAGCAAGUUGUGGUCAUUGAUAGAUCACUUAUUGUGGUGCUUGCUAACAGAAAGGAUAAAAAUUGUAAAUGUGAAUUUUGCUGUCAUAGUAGUAUAUAGGCAAUGCAUUAGAAUACAAAUAGUAUCAUCUCUUCUAGAUACUAUAUGUUAGAUAUAUGUAUACAAGAUUGUGGUAAUCUAUAUUCCCCUAAAAUGUCGUGAUACAUUAACGCUCCAUAUACAGAUGAAAUGCUCAUAGAAUAUGCAUGAUCCAGAAAUAUACAGUACUUCAAAACUGAUUUAAUCAGUGAUCACAAUAGCUGCAUCAAAAUAGUUUCAUUAGUGUAUCAACAGCAGCGAAUUUGUGGCCACAAUACCAAAAUAAAAAAGUUGCAAUAUGUAUUCGGUAAAUUUUGUCUAUAUGCCAUGGACAAUGUAUGCUGCUGUGAUCAGUUACUCCAAAUGAGUAACUCUAUGCUGAUACCAGCAUACACAUUUAGAUUGUCUAUGCCCUUUGGGACAUAGUUGCAAUAGGUGGAAUGCUGUGAUGAAUGUUGCUGCCAUACAAAACUUGACAAGGCAGUAACAACUUUCCCCUUGUAUCUUUUUCUCCCUGUAAGUGUCAUGAAGUCAUUUGUAGUAUGAAAUGAAGCAGUUCACAUACUGUUGUGCAUAUGUAAUUCAAAGUGAUUUUGUUGUGAUAUUGUAAAAAAAAUGGGGGGUUAGAGUUUUGCCAAAAGUGGGAUAAAACCAAAAAUUGUGAUAAAACGACAUAGUCUUUUAGCCAUAAUUUUACUUAUUGGUAUUAUGUGAAAAAUCUUGGUUACUCUUUGUCAAAUAUUCCAGUUUAAAAAGAAAAGGAAUAGGCAUUUGUCAACCUUCCUGUUGCACAGUGUUUUGUAUGUAGAAGAGAUUUUGUAAGUCAAUUGUAAUGUAUGAAUGCAGAUUAUUAAUCUGAAACAAAAUUCCAGAUAUAGUUUUAAUAUCAAACAAAUAUAAUUUCUAUAUCUUUAUUCUAUUUUAAAUUUAUCUCUUAAGAAGCAUUUUAAAUUGAAUUAGUAAGAUUGAAUAAUUCUUUAAUACUAUGAUAUUUUUUAAUAUAUGAUUACAUAAGUGAAUCCAUUUCUUUCAAAUAAAUGCAUUAAAAUUAAUUUCUUUACUUACUAUAGUAUAUUUGCCAUAUCAAAUUGGCAGCUAAAAUAAAGCUAAAAUUAAUUACUGUGUGAUUAGCAUGGAUGAUAUAUAUGUUGUAUGUAUGAGCUAUAUUCAUUAUUUAUUUGGCCAGAUCUGACCAAAGAUUUUAAAUCUGGGCUUUUAGAAAAGUAGUUGCAAUUUUUAGUCUCUCAAUUUUUGUGUCAAAUUAAAAUGUUGAUUAUUUUUAAUAAAAUCAUAUCAAAAACAGUGGAAUUAAACAUUUUUGACAGCUUUUAAACUUACCUUGAAAUAUAAAAUUAAUUUUGUUGUUUCUAACCUACAUUUUUAAUAUUUUUGAUUUUCUAAAUUAUAUUUUGGAUCUAAAGCUAUUAUCUAAUUAAAUAUAAUUUUAACUUUAUAGAUCUGUUUAAAUUCAGUCAAUCUAAACAUUUUGUAAUUAAAUUUUUAACAUUUCUUUUUAAUGGAAAAAUAAUUUUUAUACUUUUAAAUAAAAUUUCUAAUACAGUAUUUUAAUAAUUUAAACUAUCCAUACAAUCUAUUAUAAAUUCACAAUAAUAAUAAAAUAAUAAUCACAGAAAAAUUAAGCAGAUUAAAAAGAGCAACUGAUACCCAUAAAUUUUCAAUAUAAAAUAUUUGACAUAGAGAAUAACCUAUCAGAAUUUUUUGUAUAUAGACCUUUUUCUAAAUGAAAAUUCUUAAAUUAUAGAUACAACUGUAAGUUAGACUAUAAUUCCAAAUGAUGAAAUUUUAUGUCUGAGAUUUUAUUUCUGUACAAUUGAAUAUUUUUGAUGUUUUAUUUAUUAAGUUUCAUACUAUCUGUAAUUCAAAUAUGUUUUUUCAUUAAUAUUAUAUUUGAUUAUUUUGUGCAAUAUUCUUUGCAUAUUCAUGAAUAGAAAAUCAAAAUAGAGCUUCUAAUUAGUCAGAAAAAUAUUCCUUAUUUAAGUAUUUAAGUAAAUUUAUGCAAAUGAAAAAGGCCUAUUUACACAGUAACUUACUUUAAAAAAUAAUAAAUUAAAAAGAAAUCUAUCAUUGCCCAGUAAAACAAUUUAUUGUAUGUGAUUACAUAUAAGUUUGAUAUAAGUUUUAUGAUCACCUGAUUAAUGUAAAAAUUACAAUUUAUUUUCUGUGACUAUGUUAAUGAUAUUAAAAAGAAAAACUUUAAGCCUUA
Molecule: messenger RNA, 3735 nt
Organism: Centruroides sculpturatus (bark scorpion)
Lineage: Eukaryota; Metazoa; Arthropoda; Arachnida; Scorpiones; Buthidae
Exons: 2
Coding region: 253-819 (188 amino acids)
Source: RefSeq, a predicted model, not a curated record